This is a messenger RNA of Spodoptera litura, 616 nucleotides long. RefSeq names its product dynein light chain Tctex-type 5. Gene Ontology annotation, biological process: microtubule-based movement. Gene Ontology annotation, molecular function: dynein intermediate chain binding. Gene Ontology annotation, cellular component: cytoplasmic dynein complex; cytoplasm. Lineage: Eukaryota; Metazoa; Arthropoda; Insecta; Lepidoptera; Noctuidae. The record is from RefSeq and is a predicted model, not a curated record.
UUACAAUUAAAUAAUCAUGGAUACAGUAUCGAUAACAGAACAGAAAAAGAGUAAAACGACUGCAUUCAGCGUUAAAGAACAGACUCCAUCAAGUGCCAAGGCGAAUAUUGUUGCGGGGAAGUCUUCGGCGGCAGUACAAGGAAAGUCCCUUAGUAGGAUGAAAGUUCGGAGACAAUCCUAUGGGUUCAGUGGAGUCGCUGGAAUAAGACCUACUGAGCGAAGAACUUCACAGGUCGGAUUGGAAUACAAAAGACCUCCGCUGAUAUUUCUGAAUACAUACCAACUGGAUCCUAGGAUUAAAUUCCACGUCACAGAAGUAGAGAAAACCAUAAAUACUGUACUAGAUGCUUAUUGGGAAGGCCACAAGUAUAAUAUUGCGGAAUCUCCGGGACUCGCGAUUGUAAUAGCAGGCGAAGUAAUGAGAAACGUGAAGAGUUUGGGCUUCAACCGCUAUCGGAUUAUUGCCGUAGUCUCACUGGUGCAAAAGAGAGCUCAAAGUUACUCCAACGCAGUGGCCUUUCUAUGGGACCAUGAGAGAGAUGGUAUGGCCGACAUUCACAGGGAAAUCACUUCAGCAUUCAUACAAGUCACUGUCUUCGGAAUAUACCUUGACUAA